UAUUUUGUUAUUAUCAUAUACUAAAUCUAUUUAUAUAAUAUGUCAAUCAAAUAACACGCUAAAAGAUUAUUUGGAAACUAAAUUAUCUUGUAAAGUUUAGUUAGUACACUGAAGAAAGUCCACGCGAAAUGGAGCAGCAAUUGCGCGCCUGGCUACGCUGUUCGCUCGUCUUCGGGCUCUAUAUGAGUCCAGCAUCGAGUACGCAGUACACAAACAACAAAUCAGCCGCGCUCAGCAAGCGUCUGGCAUGGCUUGAGCGCAAACAAAUCUUACAGCAACAACGUUUGAAAGAAAUUUACCUACACCUGCUAUUUGUUGGACUCUGCGUAGCCUAUGUGAAAGCACUCGCUACCCGUAAGCCCAUACCGGGUGUGGCCAGUCUGGCAGCGUGCACUUUGAUCUUUAGCCUACAAGCGCUGUCGAGUAUAGUCAUUGUAGCAGAGGGCCUAUGGCGUCAACAGCAGCAUGAAGCAUUCUUGAGACUGCUGCACGAAAUCGAGUUCUCACUAAAGCUACGGCUGCGAGGGGACAUUACAUUGGAUUGUUGGGCGUCGCGUGUACGUUGGCACUUGAAAUAUCUGCUUUGGCUAUCGCUCAUCUGCUUCGUAGUUGCGGUGUAUCAUUUUAUGCAAUUACAACAUUUGGGGUACUAUUGGCACGCCAUUUGGUAUAACAUUAUCAUUCGUUUACGUAUCAUACAGUUAUGUAUUUAUGUGUGUGUGUUGCGAAAUUAUUUGGAGUGCCUUUGCAUGAAAUUGCAACAGCUUGUUGCAUACCGUACAGCGCCAAGCCAACAACUGUUGGAUAUUAACUACGAAAAAAUGCAAACGUUGGCAUAUCUGUUGGCCAUUAAGGAUAUCUACGACUUACUCUACAAGGCAUUUGAGUUGCUCAAUGAAUUUGCCGGCUGGUCACUCUUAGUCAUAAUAACCUGUUAUAUCUUGGACUAUGGUUGUGCGCUCUAUUUUUCGCUGCUAAGCUAUGAAGGGUUUCUGGAAAGUUCCGCCUACUAUGUGCCAGCUUUUUGGUGGCUGGUGCCAAUGACCGCUACCAUCUGGCAUAUUUGUUAUCUAUGCCAUGAUUGCACGCAACUGGAUCGCUUGUUAGCCGCUAGGUUGCGUCGUCUAAUAAUUAUGAGUUCUUCGCGGUUCGUGCGCUCUUAUCGCACUUUAUUGCAGCGAUUCUCCACCCAGCUAGAGCUGCAGUACAUUGUAGUGACCGGUAGGAAUUUCUUUAUAUUAGACUUGCGUUUAAUAAUGGCGAUAUUAGCAACUGUGGCCUCAUAUCUGGUGGUGUUAAUACAAUUUUUAUAUAUUUAGAGAAAAUCUGCACAUAAUCAAAGGAAUGAAGGAAUUACCAUAAGUGAAGCCUGUACCAAACUUUUUAUAUUUGUACCACAUAUAUAUCCCGCUAAUUAAUUAAUAAUAAUAGUAAUAAUCAUGGCGCCAGUAUUCCAUCCACAAAACUCUCUUACUACU
This is a messenger RNA of Bactrocera oleae (olive fruit fly), 1478 nucleotides long. Its product is annotated as putative gustatory receptor 39b. Gene Ontology annotation, cellular component: membrane; axon; dendrite. Gene Ontology annotation, biological process: sensory perception of taste; chemosensory behavior; male courtship behavior. NCBI's taxonomy places the organism in Eukaryota, Metazoa, Arthropoda, Insecta, Diptera, Tephritidae. The record is from RefSeq and is a predicted model, not a curated record.